AUGGAGCCAGCUCAUCAGAUCACGAGUUCGUCGAAGGUUCUUUUCAGCCAAGUCCGGAAGAUUGUCCCGCCAAUGCUGGAGAGAUUCCACAAGGGUCAACUCGGUCGUGUAGCGGUUAUUGGAGGAUGUGCUGACUAUACCGGUGCUCCAUACUUCUCGGCGAUGGCAUCUGCGAAACUAGGAUGUGACAUGAGUCAUGUUCUCUGCGAUCGCUCAGCCGCACAGGUUAUCAAAGGCUACUCGCCCAACUUAAUGGUGCACCCAUUGCUUCCUAGCGUGGACACUGUUAAAGACCCCAAAUCGAUCGACGCGCCAGCCCUUGCAAGCCCCAUAAUCAGCAUGCUUUCUCGUCUGCAUGUGCUCGUUAUUGGUCCUGGAUUAGGUCGUGACCCUGUUACCCUUGAUGUGGUCGCAGAAGUGAUCAAAGAAGCGCGCUCACGAUCCAUUCCCUUCGUUCUUGAUGCAGACGGACUUCUGAUUAUUACAGAGAAGCCUAGCCUCAUAAAGGGGUAUAAAGAAUGCAUCUUAACGCCGAAUGUGGUUGAGUUUGGUCGGCUAGCCAAGGCGCUGGGGGUUAAUGCCUCAAGCCAAGCCGAUAUUUCGAAGGAAAAUGGCGAUGAUAAGACCAGCAAAGCGUCUGAUGCAUGUGAGCAGUUAUCAAAUGCGCUGGGUGGCGUGACUAUCCUGCAGAAGGGACCCAAGGAUAUCAUUUCAAAUGGAGUCACUAGUAUAUUUAAUGAUAUUCAAGGUGGACUGAAGCGAAGCGGAGGCCAGGGUGAUACUCUGACGGGUUCCCUUGGCACUUUCCUUGCCUGGAGAGCUGCUUACCAUGACCGCUUAUGGGAAUCCCGAGAGCGAGAUAGUCAGGUUGAGGCUCGGACUGGGGUUGAGGUGCAAGCUGAGUUGGACUCGGGUGAUAAGCGUUUAUCGAAGAGCACAACCUUGCUUUUAGCUGCGUGGGCGGGUAGUAGUAUCACCAGGGAAUCCUCGCGGCGGGCUUUCGAGAUAAAGGGACGGAGUAUGCAGGCCAGUGACUUGACUGAUGAAGUGCAUGGAAGCUUUCUAAGGUUGAUUGGCGAACCCGAGGGGUCUCAAGUCCACCUCUAG
Molecule: messenger RNA, 1107 nt
Organism: Penicillium angulare
Lineage: Eukaryota; Fungi; Ascomycota; Eurotiomycetes; Eurotiales; Aspergillaceae
Product: ATP-dependent (S)-NAD(P)H-hydrate dehydratase
Exons: 6
Coding region: 1-1107 (368 amino acids)
Biological process (GO): metabolite repair
Molecular function (GO): ATP-dependent NAD(P)H-hydrate dehydratase activity
Source: RefSeq, a predicted model, not a curated record